AUGGCUGCGCGGAGUGAUUUUGGUAAUAAUCCUGAAAUGGAUGGGGAUUUCCACGCCGACGAGAAAGUCCUCCCCAAGCAUGGCGCUGAUACUCAACUGGAGAAUACCGCGGUUGUCGAUCCAGUCCUUGAGAAGGCUCUGGUGCGCAAGCAAGAUCGCCGUAUCAUUCCUUUGGCGGCGGGCAUCUAUUUGCUCUGCUACCUAGAUCGCUCCAACAUCGGCAACGCCAAAGUCCUCAACCAUACAACAGGCCAUGAUCUCCUCACCGAGACCAACAUGACCAACUACGAUUUCACCAUCGCUCUCAUGGUCUUCCUUAUCGCCUAUGCGCUUUUCGAGGUUCCGUCUAAUUACUUCCUCAAGAAGAUGAAGCCGAGCAGAUGGAUUGCUUUCCUCAUGUUCUCAUGGGGCACAAUCACUAUCUGUCUUGGCGCUGCGCACAGUUACGCCGUUGUGACAGUUCUGCGGUUUCUCCUUGGAGUUUUCGAAGCUGGCUUGUUUCCUGGUCUUGUUUACUACCUCACCUUCUGGUACAAACCCGAAGAACGUUCAGUCCGUGUGGCGACUAUCCUUGCCUCGGCUACCUUGGCUGGAGCUUUCGGGGGUGCUAUAGCCUACGGCGUUGGACACAUGAACCAGGUGCAUGGACUUUCCGGCUGGCGAUGGCUGUUCAUUCUCGAGGGUAUCCCUUCUGUUCUUUCGUCGAUUCUAGUCUGGUUCGGACUUCCGGACUUUCCAGAAUCUGCUAGCUGGCUCUCCGCCGAAGAAAAGGACGUCGCGGCUUACCGACUGGCCGAGCAAGGUUCGCAUGGUAACAGCAAGGCCAUGACCUGGGAGGACAUCAAGGCGACAUUGUUCGAAUGGAGGCUAUGGUGCCAUUACCUGAUCUACUUUGGCAUCUCGGCACCCUUUUCGAGUUUAUCUCUCUUCACACCUUCAAUCACCGCUGGCUUGGGAUUUGCGGAUCUCAGAGCUCAGCUGAUGACUGUGCCGCCCUACGCAGCUGCGUACGUCGUCACAUUGCUUGUUUCGUGGUCAGCGGACAGAUACAAUGCUCGUGCUCUUCAUUCUGCAGCGUUUUCCUUGAUCGGUGCCAUCGGGUUCAUUGCCUCUGCAACUCUUCCCGCCGAUUCAUAUAGUCCUCGCUACGGAUGCCUCAUCAUUGCAUGCUGUGGUUCAUUCGCCUGUAUUCCUCCCCUUCUGGGCUGGCUAUCAUCCAACCUGCACUCCACUGCUGCCAUUGGUCUGGCCAUUGCACUCAACAUUUCCAUGGGAGCUCCUGGCCAGAUUGUUGGUGUCUGGAUCUACAAGGCCGAAGAAGCUGCCAAGGGCUAUCCAACCGGCCACUGGACCAAUGCUGGUUUGCUGUUGUUCGUCAGUGUUGGCUGCAUCGGCAUGCACGGCUACUACGUCUGGAGGAACCGACGUGCUGCUGGUACUGACCAGCCUCGUUUCAAGUACUAG
Fusarium sp. VM40 is the source of this 1464-nucleotide messenger RNA. The record is from the annotation of a GenBank genome assembly. NCBI's taxonomy places the organism in Eukaryota, Fungi, Ascomycota, Sordariomycetes, Hypocreales, Nectriaceae.